AUGCUCCGGGUUUUCGCGCUCAUCUCGUUUGCUCCUGCGUGGGUCGCCUCCUGCAUCGAAGCGGGCAAAGAUGCUAUCGUUCCGCUGAGGAAAUGGCUCGGUGAUCCUAAGGAGUCGUACACCAACCCGACGGUACAGAAGGGUCUUUGUUGCUCCAAUGCCCCCGGCGGCAGACCACCCUCAACCCAGUUGUGGAAUACGGCCCCGGUAGGGUCAAUGGCCCUCCAGACGCAUGGACGCUUCAUGGUCUCUGGCCCAAUUCCUCCCGAGGCAAUAUCCCCUCAUAUUUGCUUCACUGUGAUGUGCGACGAUUCAAGGGACAUUAGUACUGAAGCGGGCAUUCGUCUUUGUGCACCGCCUGCUGCUGAUCAUACGAAAUUCCUCGACAGACCUUGGAAGCUGCCGGAAAGAAGAAAUUCGUGCAAAUGGUACAAUCACAUGGCCGAGGGUCUAGAUUCAUUCUCCAUCUACGUUCCUCAGUACUGGCUGGAGUGGGAGGCCGUUCUGCAGCGUUACACCGGCCACAAUGCGACUGUGCAGUGCGACUCGAGCGGACAUCUUUCAGGGAUAUGGUAUUAUUAUUUUAUACGAAGGAGCGUGGUUGAUGAAGAAUUGAACCUACUGGAACUUCCUCAUGCGCUACCUUCGCGAACGCCAUCAAGUAUCUUCCGAAAAGCCACUAAAGGACUAAUGCUUGCCUAA
Messenger RNA from Cantharellus anzutake, 702 nucleotides. RefSeq lists its product as uncharacterized. The record is from RefSeq and is a predicted model, not a curated record. The transcript has 7 exons. The coding region runs from base 1 to 702 and encodes 233 amino acids. NCBI's taxonomy places the organism in Eukaryota, Fungi, Basidiomycota, Agaricomycetes, Cantharellales, Hydnaceae.